Messenger RNA from Exophiala bonariae, 2217 nucleotides. RefSeq lists its product as uncharacterized. The transcript is spliced from 2 exons. Gene Ontology annotation, cellular component: cell surface; fungal-type cell wall; extracellular region. Bases 1 to 2217 code for a protein of 738 amino acids. The record is from RefSeq and is a predicted model, not a curated record. Gene Ontology annotation, molecular function: glucan endo-1,3-beta-D-glucosidase activity. Lineage: Eukaryota; Fungi; Ascomycota; Eurotiomycetes; Chaetothyriales; Herpotrichiellaceae. Gene Ontology annotation, biological process: cell wall organization; carbohydrate metabolic process.
AUGCCUCCGGGAAGGCAAUUUUCUUUUGAAAACGAACAGGACCAUAUGUCACAACCUCUGCCUCCCUCCCAGCCUCAACCAUACCACUACGACCAACACUAUAGAGAUUCGCCUGCACGAGACAUCGUCUCUCCUCCUCCACAGUACGAUAUCCACCAGAUCUCUCCACCCUCCUCACCUCAAAGGCCUCCCAUCCCACCAGACACUCGACUGCUCAACGAUCACUCCCCUUCCCGGAGAGCGGCUCCCAUACCCGGUCCCGACGACAACCUCCCUCCUCCACCCCCUCCACAUCGUGCAAGCCCGACAAGGCUGGCGCGAGAGGAUUCGGGUCAUACAUCGCAAUACAAUCGACCUUUCUCCGAGGUCACGACAGGAAUGGACAAUUUCGGCCAACAUGCAGAAGGUGGAGGAUUGACCAGUGUCGCACAAGGAGUCGCAGAUCGCCACCCUCGUGACAGUGGUGUGAAUGCUGUGCGAGAGAUGCCUCACUCUUACUCUCCAUACAACCAGGGCUGGCCUCGAGACAACUACAAUCGUGACUUUCAUGCUCCACAACCACCCCCAUCGCGACUUCCCGUGUCCGAUCGCAAUUCUUACAAUUCCUCCUUUGCUCUUGCCGCUGGUGCUGCCACUCCUGGCUCCAUCACUCCUACCGGUUCUCCUGGCCCCAGGUCCGAUCGCUUCUCUGGCAGAAGUAUUCCUCUUGAGGACUACCAUUCCAACCCCAACCAUCCCAUGGCCUACUCAGGCUACCAGGACUCUCCCUACCAGACUUCGUACGCUCCCUCCAUGAACUCCUCAAACAUCAUGCAUCAAGCCAGCAUCAACCCCAAUAACAUCAUCGAUGAUGGUGACGACUUUGCUACCCACCGAAACGGCCCCGACUCAAACAAUAAAGGUCUUGGUGGCCCUGCUGCCGCCGCCGGAGGUGCUGGUCUGGUAGGAGGACUAUUCGGCCGCAAGGGCAGGAAUCACACUCCUAGUGGCACCUACGAUGCCGUCGGCGGGUCUCAAGCUGAAAAGAGCGCCUGGCUGGCAAGUCAGACCAAGGGAAAGCGGAAACAGAGGUGGUGGGUCGGCGUCGUCAUCGGAUUGGUCAUUGUACUCGCCAUCGUGGGUGGUAUUGUCGGCGGUGUCCUCGGUACUCGAAAUUCGGAUGGCGGUGGCUCUUCCAGCAGUUCUAGCACUAACAAUGCUGGUGAUGAUACGGCAACCAAUGGUGAUCUCGACCUCAACUCGGCUGAAAUCAAGGCGCUCAUGAACAACAAAAACCUUCACAAGGUCUUUCCAGGGAUGGACUACACUCCAUGGGGUACACAAUAUCCCUUAUGUGAGACAUAUCCUCCUUCACAGAACAAUGUCACUCGUGACAUGGCUGUCCUUGCCCAGUUGACAAACGUUGUUCGUCUUUACGGAACCGACUGCAAUCAAACCGAGAUGGUCCUCCAUGCCAUCGACCGUCUUCAACUGAAAGACAUGAAGCUUUGGAUGGGUGUUUGGAUAGAUACCAACGCCACCACCUCCGCUCGUCAAUUAGACCAAAUGUACAAGAUCCUCGAGGACACAAAAGCGCACUCCGACCUCUCAAUCUUCAAAGGUGUCAUUGUCGGCAAUGAGGCUUUGUAUCGCGCCGGUGAGGACAAGGCUCAAUCGGAAGCUGAACUGAUCGACAUCCUGAAAGAAGUCAAAUCCAACUUUUCUGACAAAAGCUACAACCUGCCGGUCGCCACUUCGGAUUUGGGAGACAAUUGGAAUGCCAAUCUUGUCACUGCCGUUGAUUAUGUCAUGUCAAACAUUCAUCCUUUCUUCGCUGGUGUUACUGCCGACGUUGCUGCUGGUUGGACAUGGGACUUCUGGCAGGGACAUGAUGUUGUCCUUACUUCCGCUCUGCCAAAUGUCGGGCAAGUCAUCAGUGAAACAGGCUGGCCCAGUGGUGGAGGAACUGACUGUGGUGGUGUCGAUGGUUCAUGUACCGCAGGUCAGAGUGGUGCCGUUGCUAGUGUUGACGGCAUGAACACCUUUAUGGAACACUGGGUUUGCCAGGCAUUGGAAAAUGGCACUGAUUACUUUUGGUUCGAGGCAUUCGAUGAGCCAUGGAAAGUUGUCUACAACAAGGGUGACCAAAAUUGGGAAGACAAGUGGGGUUUGAUGGAUCCAGGAAGAAACUUGAAGCCUGGCCUGCAAAUUCCCGACUGUGGUGGCAAGACAGUAUGA